Messenger RNA from Amphibalanus amphitrite, 1734 nucleotides. RefSeq names its product zinc finger HIT domain-containing protein 1-like. The record is from RefSeq and is a predicted model, not a curated record. Bases 853 to 1308 code for a protein of 151 amino acids. The transcript has 5 exons. Gene Ontology annotation, cellular component: Swr1 complex. Gene Ontology annotation, biological process: chromatin remodeling. NCBI's taxonomy places the organism in Eukaryota, Metazoa, Arthropoda, Thecostraca, Balanomorpha, Balanidae. Gene Ontology annotation, molecular function: nucleosome binding.
UUUGAUUUGCGCAUGGGGCCAACUUGUGUCGUCGUAAUUCAAAUUAUACCCAUUUUUAAAUUAAAUUGACAUAGGUUAAUCCUAGAAACCAUUGUCUUUAUUAACAGACAAAAUAUUAAUGUGACAAAGUAGUAUGUAUUGCAGAUUUACCAUUUAUAUGAUUGAUCAUUUGAGGCAACAAGCAUGGUGAAUGUUCUCAAGGGGAUGCUCAUUGAGUGUGACCCUGCUAUGAAACAGUUCUUGUUGCAUCUGGAUGAGACUUCUGCUCUGGGGAGGCGAUUCAUUCUUCAAGACCUGGAUGCCACACACUUGUUCAUCUCCAGUGAUAUCUAUGAUACUCUUCAGGCGCGGAUCGACGAUCUGAUGGACCAGAUCAGCUUCCCGCUGGUGGAGAAAUAGACUGACCGCUACCGAGCCCGUCACAGCCGGACAAAUAGACUGGCCGCUACCGAGUCCGUCACAGCCGGAGAAAUAGACUGGCCGCUACCGAGCCCGUCACAGCCGGACAAAUAGACUGGCCGCUACCGAGUCCGUCACAGCCGGAGAAAUAGACUGGCCGCUACCGAGCCCGUCACAGCCGGAGAAAUAGACUGGCCACUACCGAGCCCGUCACAGCCGGAGAAAUAGACUGGCCGCUACCUGCCCGUUACAGUCGGAGAAAUAGACUGGCCGCUACCGAGCCCGUCACAGCCGGAGAAAUAGACUGGCCGCUACCGAGCCGGUCACAGCCGGCAGCGGUGGAUCGCUGUGAACCGUCAGUGAACCGCUGUGGACAGUCCGCCGGCCGCCGCGGACCCGUGUGAACCCCUGUAAAACUCUCGGUGGAUCGCUGUGAACCCCCAGCCGGCCGCCAUGGGCUCCCGCGUGCGCGCCGCCUCCUAUGUGGUGCUGGACGAGGCAGCCCGCCGCCGCCGCCAGCGGAAGGCGCUCGAGGCGCUCGAGCUGGACAACUUUCACGACGACCCGCAUGCCAACCUGGUCAUGCAUAAAAAGGCGCCCAAGUUCGAUGAAUCGCUCGACGGCAAAACGCGACCGGACAGGAAACGCAAGGCCCGCAGCUUUGAGUACUUUAAGCAGAGGUUCCGUAAGACGUUCUCCUCGCUGCUGGAGGAGGAGCAGCAGCUGGAGCCGGACCCGCCCAACUACACGUCGGCGGCAGCGCGGCCGAGCGCGCGGCCCGAGCGCCACCUGUGCGCAGUCUGCGGCUUCCCCAGCACCUACACGUGCGUGCAGUGCGGCACGCGCUACUGCAGCGCGCGCUGUCUGCAUACCCAUCAGGACACGCGCUGUCUCAAAUGGACCUCCUGAGGCCCGGGCGGGCACAGUUGGCGUGCUGGUGAAGGGUGGCGCCAGGUAGUGAUGUGUGCUGGAUGGGCGCCUUGGAGGACCGGAGCGCCUUGUCCUGGAACUUGGCGAUCGUGCUCAGCUCAGACGUGUGGUGAGCGAACGCGAGUGUCAUGGUCGAACGCACGCGAGUAGGGACAUUGAGGGGAUGCGGCUCGUGUUGAUGAACAUUGGUCGGUGGAUUGCAUGCGAGAGUAUCGCGGGGAGCCUGCGGCGGUAGAUGGUUUUCUGAUCCCUUUGUCGAUUGCUACGAGAUGCUAAUUUCGGAAAUGAAAGAAGCAGAGUGUCGUUGAAUGUCUGGCAUGUGUGUUCGAGAUGCUGCUGCCGGUUUACUAGUGCACCUGAUGAGGGUAUUCGUGAGCGGUAAAUACAUGCAUGGCGUAUUUUGUA